Molecule: messenger RNA, 2740 nt
Organism: Octopus sinensis (East Asian common octopus)
Lineage: Eukaryota; Metazoa; Mollusca; Cephalopoda; Octopoda; Octopodidae
Product: ethanolaminephosphotransferase 1
Exons: 9
Coding region: 96-1268 (390 amino acids)
Biological process (GO): phosphatidylethanolamine biosynthetic process
Cellular component (GO): Golgi apparatus; endoplasmic reticulum membrane
Molecular function (GO): ethanolaminephosphotransferase activity
Source: RefSeq, a predicted model, not a curated record
UCCCAACUGUCUUUUGUAACAACGUCUCUGAUUGGUCAAUAGAGCAUAUACUACCGAUCAAACGCUCGCAUUACAAUAUUGUCUGCUCUAUCAAGAUGGCUGAUAUAGUCGGUCUCACACCGUCUAUUCUUGCCGGUUUUGACAAAUACAAGUACAAUGCAGUAGACAGUAGUCCUAUCGGCCAAUAUAUCACACAUCCAUUUUGGAACUGGAUUGUACAGUUUCUUCCAUUAUGGCUGGCUCCAAAUCUACUCACCCUAGUUGGUUUUCUACUACUUCUAGUGAGUUAUGUUAUAAUGACUUACUACGAUGCAGAGUUUUAUGCAUCCAGUCUUGACAAUCCCGAAUAUCCAUCAAUACCAAAUUGGGUGUGGUUAGUUUGUGCCUUGAAUAAUUUUAUUGCUCACACUCUUGAUGGUAUUGAUGGGAAACAAGCACGUAGAACUAAUUCCAGUACACCUCUUGGAGAACUGUUUGACCAUGGUUUAGAUAGCUGGGCAACACUAUUCCUACCUAUUGCCAUAUACUCUGUGUUUGGCCGUGGUGACUACAGUGUUGGUGUUUUUCACAUCUAUGCAAUACUCAUAGGUACAAUGAUGAGUUUCUUUUGUUCUCAUUGGGAGAAAUAUAACACUGGUGUUCUCUUUCUUCCAUGGGGCUAUGAUGCAAGUCAAUUAGCAAUGACAGUGUUUUAUUUAGUAACAUAUUUUGGUGGCUAUGAAAUGUGGAAAUUUAUAGUACCAGUCCUUAAUAUUCCAGCAUCUGUAAUGGUUGAAAUAAUUGUACAUAUGGGUUUCAUUGGUAUUACCUUUCCUACAACCUUCAUAAAUAUCUACAGGUCAUACAAAAAUAAAACUGGGAAAAUGCGGUCUUUUACAGAAGCUACGCGGCCACUAGUUUCUACAGUGUUUCUUUUUACAUUGCUUCUUCUCUGGGCUAUUUUCUCUAAAUAUGAAAUUAUGGAGAAACAUCCAAGGCUGUUUAUGUGGACCACUGGUACAGCCUUUUCUAAUAUAGCUUGUCGUUUAAUUGUUGCACAGAUGAGUAACACACGGUGUGAACUGAUAAACAUAUUCUUGAUACCAUUAAGUAUUAUUGUGAUAAUAGCCCUUCUCCUGCAACCAGGACGGUUGGAAGUUGUCUUUCUCUGGGUAUAUUGUUUGGUGGUUACCGGCACACAUGUUUAUUAUGGUGUAUCUGUGGUGCGUCAGAUGUGUCGUCAUUUCAAGAUCCAUGCAUUUUCUCUGGAGAAGUUGCCUGUGCAGUAAUGUUUGGAACAGAAAGUCUCUUUUCUACCAUCUUCACCUGCCAUGAUGACCCACUUUGUGCUGGAGUUUUUGACUAUUUAUUUCCAAUUGCCACUCUCAUACAAUUAGCCCAGUAUCUUCUUAUUCCUUUACUCUAGAUCACAUCAAACAUUAAAGCAACCCUCUUUCACUUGCUAAGAUUUAAAAAAAAAUUUUUGUAAGCAAUGUGACUUAAAUUAUAAUUAUUCCAUUUACAACAUCUGUAUGUAUGACUCUGUGUGUGUGUGUAUAUGUAUGAUUCUGUGUGUGUGUAUGUAUGUAGACAUGCUGCUAUACAUGCAUGCAUACUAAAUGUACAUGUACCGAUACAGAAAUACAUGUGUGUGCAUAUUCAGGAUAAUACAUGCACAUAUUUACAUAUGUGUAAACUCACACUCAUUUAUAUGUACUCACACACGCAUGCACACACACACACACUUAAACAGACAUAAAUGCUUAUGUCUACUCAAACAAAUGGACACGUAUUCACACCCACACCAAUGGACACGUAUGCAUACACACACGCACACAUACAAAUAUAUCUCUCUUUUACAGACACAAAAAUAGCAGCAUAUGCUGUGCAUGUUCUCAUUACAUGAAUUGAAGACUCAAAACAAAAAAAAAAAAUGCAGUCAAUCAGUCUUUGAGACUAGAACGGUCUCUAUGUUUGAACUGUACAAAGAGAUUGUCAGGAAUCUUGCUAUCGACAGUACCUGCUUGUUUAGCCAUUACACUAGGCAUUGAUUAUUUUGACAAAUUUAUUAUUAUCUUCAUUAUUAUUUAUUAUCAUUAUUGUUAUUGUCAAGGCAGUGAGCUGGCAGGACCAUUAGCACAUUGGACAAAAUGCUUAGCCACGUUUCUUCUGGCUCUUUAAGGCUCUGAGUUCAAAUCCUGUCGAGGUCAACUUUGCCUUUCAUCCUUUAGGAGUUGAUAAAAUAAAGUACCAGUUAAGUACUGGGGUCAGUGUAAUUGACUUGCCUCCUUCCCUCAAAAAUACUGGCCUUGUUCCAGAAUUAGAAAGAAACUAUUGUCGUUUGUUAUUAUUAGGGUGGUGGAUUUUCAGAAUUGUUAAAGCAUUGGAGAAAAUGCUUGGUGGUGUUUCUUCUGGUUCUUUACAUUCUGAGUUCAAAGUCAUCUUUGCUUUCAUCUCUCCAGGGUCGAUAAAAUAAAAUACCAGUAAUGUACUGGGGCAGUGAUAUCGACUAACUCCUCUCCUGAGAAAUGCUGGUUUUGUGGCUAAAUUAGAAAUAUGUUGUUAUUACUAUCACUAUCAUCAUCAUUAUCAAGGAUGUGGAUUGAUUGAAAUGGUAGAAAAGUGAUAUAAAAUGCUGUGUGGUAUUUAGCUACACCCGUUUAUGUUCUGACUUUGAAUUGCACCUGAGUAGUGUUGACUUUAAUCUUUCCAAGAUCAAUAAAACAGAGUAUCAGUCAGGUACUGGGAUCAGUAUUGUCAA